Penicillium coprophilum is the source of this 1542-nucleotide messenger RNA. RefSeq names its product UTP glucose-1-phosphate uridylyltransferase (gene ugp1). Gene Ontology annotation, biological process: glycogen metabolic process; UDP-alpha-D-glucose metabolic process. NCBI's taxonomy places the organism in Eukaryota, Fungi, Ascomycota, Eurotiomycetes, Eurotiales, Aspergillaceae. Gene Ontology annotation, cellular component: cytoplasm. Gene Ontology annotation, molecular function: UTP:glucose-1-phosphate uridylyltransferase activity. The coding region runs from base 1 to 1542 and encodes 513 amino acids. The record is from RefSeq and is a predicted model, not a curated record. The transcript has 3 exons.
AUGGCCUCCAAGGCUCUUCCCACUCACCUUCGGGCCCCUGCCGAGAGCGAGGCUUUCGGUGGAAAGCACCAUGGCAAGUCCCAGUCGCACAUGGCUUUCGAGAAUGCAUCCACUAGCGUCGCCGCCUCACAAAUGCGCAAUGCCCUGAACGCCCUCGGUGACAGCGUCACCGACCCCAAGGAGAAGAAGCGUUUCGAGGCUGAGAUGGAUAACUUCUUCGCCUUGUUCCGCCGUUUCCUGAACGACAAGGCCAAGGGCAACGCCGUCAACUGGGAUAAAAUCGCCCCUCCCCAGCCUUCCCAGGUUGUUGGCUACGAUGAUCUGGGUGCCGACGCCUCCGUCGAGUUCCUGAACAAGCUGGCCGUUGUCAAGCUGAACGGUGGUCUCGGUACCUCCAUGGGUUGCGUUGGUCCCAAAUCCGUCAUUGAGGUCCGUGAGGGCAUGUCCUUCCUCGAUCUCUCCGUGCGCCAGAUUGAGCACCUGAACCGAAGCUUCAACGUCAACGUGCCUUUCGUCCUCAUGAACUCCUUCAACACCGAUCAGGAUACCCAGUCCAUUAUCAAGAAGUACGAGGGCCACAACGUCGACAUCAUCACAUUCAACCAGUCGCGCUACCCCCGCAUCAUCAAGGACUCCCUCCUGCCCGCCCCUAAGAGCUUCGACUCCCCCUCCAGGACUGGUACCCUCCCGGACACGUCCCUGUACAACUCCGGCACUCUCGACAAGCUGAUUGAGCGUGGCAUCGAGUACAUCUUCUUGUCCAACGCCGACAACCUCGGUGCCGUCGUUGAUCUCCGCAUCCUCCAGCACAUGGUUGACUCCAAGGCCGAGUACAUCAUGGAGUUGACUGACAAGACCAAGGCUGACGUCAAGGGUGGUACCAUUAUUGAUUCCGACGGCAAGGUCCGCUUGCUCGAGAUCGCCCAGGUGCCCAAGGAGCACGUCAACGAGUUCAAGUCCAUCAAGAAGUUCAAGUACUUCAACACCAACAACAUCUGGCUGAAUGUCCAGGCUAUUAAGCGGGUCGUUGAGGAGAACGAGUUGGAGAUGGAGAUCAUCCCCAACGAGAAGUCCAUUCCCGCCGAUAAGAAGGGUGAGGCCGAUCAGGCUAUCUACCAGCUGGAGACCGCCGUCGGUGCGGCCAUCCGCCACUUCAAAAACGCCCACGGUGUCAACGUGCCCCGUCGUCGCUUCUUGCCUGUCAAGACCUGCUCCGAUCUGCUGGUCGUCAAGUCUGAUCUCUACCGUCUCGAGCACGGCCAGCUGGUCAUGGACCCCAACCGUUUCGGUGGUGUCCCCGUGAUCAAGCUCGGUUCCGACUUCAAGAAGGUUUCUGAUUUCCAGAAGCGCAUUUCCAGUAUUCCUCGCAUUGUCGAGCUGGAUCACCUCACGAUCACUGGUCCUGUUAAUCUUGGCCGCAACGUCACUCUCAAGGGAACUGUCAUCAUUGUCGCGUCCGAGGGCAGCACCAUUGACAUUCCUCCUGGAUCCGUUCUUGAGAACUGCGUUGUGCAGGGUAGCCUGAGAAUCCUCGAGCACUAG